Messenger RNA from Malurus melanocephalus (red-backed fairy wren), 4898 nucleotides. RefSeq names its product thrombospondin 2 (gene THBS2). NCBI's taxonomy places the organism in Eukaryota, Metazoa, Chordata, Aves, Passeriformes, Maluridae. Gene Ontology annotation, cellular component: extracellular region. The record is from RefSeq and is a predicted model, not a curated record. Gene Ontology annotation, biological process: negative regulation of angiogenesis; cell adhesion. The transcript is spliced from 22 exons. Gene Ontology annotation, molecular function: calcium ion binding; protein binding. The coding region runs from base 141 to 3686 and encodes 1181 amino acids.
GAUUGACAGCGGGGCCCGGCCCGCAGCCCAUAAAGGCSUGGGCGCGGGGCCGCAGACUUGCGACGGCGUCGGUAGGAGAAGCGGCGUCUGCAGUGCCGCUUCGCGCUCCGCUCCCGAGCUAGCGCACCGUCGGCUCCCCGAUGCCAGGAGUAAUGCUGAAAAGGAGAGGGUUGUUGUGGCUUGCUGUCUUGAUAACCCUGUGGGUUUCUUCAAAUGCUCAGGAUGGUGACAAGGAAGAAGAGACUACCUUUGAUUUACUCCAAGUCAGUAACAUAAACCGAAAGACAGUUGGAGCAAAGUUGUUCCGGGGCCAGGACCCCUCUAUGCCAGCAUAUCGUUUCAUUCGGUUUGACCAUAUACCGCCAUGUAAACCGGAGAAAUUAAAAAAGAUCCUAAAACUAAUACGGCAGAAUGAGGGCUUUAUCCUUUCAUCCACCCUGAGACAGGACAGGCAAUCUAGAGGCACUAUCCUUGCUUUAGAGGGUCCUGGCAGCAGUGAGAGGCAGUUUGAGAUAAUUUCCAAUGGCCGGGCCAACACCCUGGACCUCAUCUACUGGGUGGAUGGCUUCCAGAAUGUGAUUUCCCUGGAAGACGUGGACCUUGCUGACUCACAGUGGAAGAACAUCACCGUGCAGAUAACAGGGGAGAACUACAACCUCUAUGUUGGCUGUGACCUUAUUGACAGCUUCAUCCUGGAGGAGCCUUUCUAUGAGCAGCUGAGAACAGAGAACAGCAGGCUGUACGUGGCAAAAGGGUCCACUCGGGAGAAUCAUUUCAGGGGCCUUUUGCAAAAUAUUCAGUUAAUCUUUGAUACUUCAAUAGAGGAUGUUCUGCGUAAGAAAGGAUGCCAGAAACGCCAGUCAACUGAGGUGAACACCAUCAACGAGAGCACUGAAAUCCUUCACUUGAGCCCUGCUGUCACAACCGAGUACGUGGGUGAGAAACCGGAGAAGGCUGAGUUCUGUGACCGCUCCUGCGAAGAGCUGGGAUCCAUGUUCACAGAGCUCACUGGCCUGCGCAUUGUGGUCAACAACUUGGCUGAUAACCUCCAAAAAGUGUCUGAAGAGAACCAAAUCAUGUGGGAACUGAUUGGUCCUAACAAAACAUUGAAGAACCAGCCUGUUUGCUGGCAGGAUGGCCGUGUCUUUGCAGAUAAUGAAAGCUGGAUUGUAGAUAGCUGUACCAAGUGCAUUUGCCAGGAUUCCAAAAUUGCGUGCAAUCAAAUCACCUGCCCAGCAGUCUCCUGUGCUGAUCCAUCAUUUGUUGAAGGUGAAUGCUGUCCAAUCUGCUCUCACUCUGAUGACACUGAGGAAGGCUGGUCACCGUGGUCAGACUGGACAAAGUGCUCAGUUACCUGUGGCUCUGGGACUCAGAUGCGAGGAAGGUCGUGUGAUGUCACCAGGAGUGCUUGUACAGGCCCACACAUCCAGACGAGGAUGUGCAGCUUUAAGAAAUGUGACCAUCGCAUACGUCAAGAUGGUGGCUGGAGUCACUGGUCUCCCUGGUCUUCCUGCUCAGUUACCUGUGGAGUAGGAAAUAUCACCCGCAUCCGCCUCUGCAAUUCCCCUAUUCCCCAGAUGGGUGGGAAAAACUGUGUGGGAAAUGGGCGUGAAACAGAGAAGUGUGAGAAGGUUCCAUGUCCGGUGAAUGGGCAGUGGGGUCCGUGGUCUCCAUGGUCUGCCUGCACUGUUACCUGUGGAGGAGGAAUUUGGGAGAGAUCUCGCCUCUGUAACAGUCCUGAGCCACAGUAUGGAGGGAAGCCUUGUGUGGGAGACACCAAACAACAUGAUAUGUGCAAUAAAAAGCAUUGCCCAAUUGAUGGGUGUUUGUCAAAUCCUUGCUUUCCUGGAGCAGAAUGCAAUAGUUACCCUGAUGGGUCUUGGUCAUGUGGGGCAUGCCCAGCAGGAUACCUUGGGAAUGGUACUGUCUGCGAGGAUCUUGAUGAGUGUACAGCUGUGUCAGAUGUUUGCUUUAAAGUCAAUCAGGUCCAUCGUUGUGUGAACACAAAUCCGGGUUUCCACUGCCUGCCAUGUCCUCCACGCUAUAAAGGAAGUCAGCCCUAUGGAGCAGGGCUCGAAGUUGCCAAGACAGAGAAGCAAGUCUGUGAGCCUGAGAAUCCAUGCAAGGACAAGACACACAGCUGCCAUAAGUCUGCAGAGUGCAUCUAUCUAGGCCAUUUCAGUGAUCCAAUGUACAAGUGUGAAUGUAGGACAGGUUAUGCUGGUGAUGGACGCAUCUGUGGUGAGGAUUCGGAUUUGGAUGGCUGGCCUAAUAAUAACUUGGUCUGUGCUGCUAAUGCAACAUACCACUGUGUGAAGGAUAACUGUCCCCUUCUGCCUAACUCUGGCCAAGAAGACUUUGAUAAAGAUGGCAAAGGAGAUGCCUGUGAUGAGGAUGAUGACAACGAUGGUGUUGAAGAUGACAAAGACAAUUGUCCUCUUCUGUUCAACCCUCGUCAGUUUGAUUAUGACAAGGAUGAAGUUGGGGACCGCUGUGAUAAUUGCCCCUAUGUGCACAACCCUGCUCAGAUUGACACAGACAACAAUGGGGAGGGUGACUCUUGUGCUGUGGACAUCGAUGGAGAUGACAUUUUUAAUGAAAGAGAUAAUUGUCCUUAUAUGUACAACACAGACCAGAGUGACACAGAUGGUGAUGGAGUUGGUGAUCAGUGUGAUAAUUGUCCAUUGAUGCACAAUCCAGACCAGACUGAUGCAGAUAAUGACCUUGUUGGUGACCAGUGUGACAAUAAUGAGGACAUAGAUGAAGAUGGCCACCAGAACAACCAGGAUAACUGCCCUUACAUCCCCAACUCUAACCAGGCUGACCAUGAUCAGGAUGGUAAAGGAGAUGCUUGUGAUCCUGAUGAUGACAAUGAUGGUGUCCCAGACGACAGGGACAACUGUCGCCUCAGAUACAACCCUGAGCAGGAGGACUCAGAUGGCGAUGGCAGAGGUGAUAUUUGCAAAGAUGACUUUGACAAUGACAACGUUCCAGAUAUGUAUGAUGUGUGCCCUGAAAACAAUGCCAUCAGUGAAACUGAUUUCAGAAAGUUUCAGAUGGUCCCUCUGGACCCCAAGGGAACAGCUCAGAUUGAUCCCAACUGGGUUAUUCGCCACCAAGGCAAGGAACUGGUGCAGACUGCCAACUCUGAUCCUGGAAUAGCUGUAGGCUACGAUGAGUUCAGCUCUGUUGACUUCAGCGGGACAUUCUAUGUUAACACAGACCGUGAUGAUGACUAUGCUGGCUUUGUGUUUGGCUACCAGUCCAGUAGUCGGUUUUAUGUUCUGAUGUGGAAGCAGGUYACUCAGACCUAUUGGGAGGACAAACCCACCAGGGCUUAUGGCUAUUCUGGUGUGUCACUCAAAGUGGUGAAUUCAACAACUGGCACCGGGGAACACUUACGGAAUGCCCUCUGGCACACGGGAAACACCCCUGGACAGGUGCGGACUUUGUGGCAUGAUCCCAAGAACAUUGGCUGGAAAGAUUAUACUGCUUACAGGUGGCAUUUGAUUCACAGACCUAAAACAGGAUUAAUAAAGGUUCUGGUUUAUGAAGGGAAACAAGUCAUGGUGGAUUCUGGACCGAUCUAUGAUACAGCUUUUGCUGGUGGACGAUUAGGUCUUUUUGUCUUCUCUCAAGAAAUGGUCUAUUUCUCUGACCUCAAAUAUGAAUGCAGAGAUGCUUGAGCAAUGGUUGCUGCAUUACCACCAAAGUACUGUAGAUGCUAUGCAACCCAGACACCUCCGUACACCCUGGUACUCGCAGUUUCUAUUUUUUUGUCCUCCUGCCCUCUGUCCUCGUGCUCCACUCUCCAGGAUCCUCCCACCUGCCAGGAGUGCUUCAGCCAUCCCCCCAAGUGCCUUCUCACAGCCAGGACUAAUGAAACCUAAACGUGAACAUCAGACCCGCCACUGAAGCAAAAGUAGAUUGAUAUAUUAGAACACUUUUGUUGAGUGAAAACAGCAAAACUUGUUUGUUUAUUUGCUUGUCUUUUUUAAAGAAUAACGUUUACAUAUAAAAAUGUAAUUACUUAAUGUAUUUAUAUAUAUGGAAAAAAGGAGCGGGGAUGAUGAUUAUCAGUUGUGUUUAAGUGAAGAAAAAUGUGUUUUAAAUUUUUGGGUGUAUGGUUGACACUUCCUUGCUCUGAUCAAGACUGGCCUUUAGUAAUAGAAAUGUUCUGGGUCUAAUUUUAGCAAAGUAAUGGAGGACCACACUGACAAGGAAAAUUACUUUGGAUAUUACAGUAAAGAUCUAUUAUAAACAUUUCUUGAUUCAAAAAGGUGCUUAGUUUAUAAGGCUGCUCUUACUAACAGUCUUUAAAAUUACAGUAGGUAGAAUUGUCGAAUUUGCAACCUAAACUGUUCUCUAAUAGGGGCUGUUUUCAGGCCAAACAGAACUGAACUAKAAACUCUCAUGUGAAAGGGAAGAGUAAUUAAUUUAAACAUCUGAAGCUAUCACUUUUGUCUGACUUUCAAAAAAAUUAUUUCCAGUUGCCCUGUUUUCAUCAUAUUCUGCACUGCCUUGUAAUAAAAAAUAUACCAUGACCAUGUGGAGCGAAAUGAACCUGAACCACUUUUCCACCUCUCCUGCAAGAAGCACUUUGACAUCCUGAAUCCUGAUGUGGGUUUUUGAAAAGGUGGCAAUGCCACUAUUACUUAAUUUGGUAACAUAUGAAUUUAAGGUUCCAUUUAUAAAUAGUUUGUUAGCAUUUAUUUUAAUUAUCACACCAAGCUACCUUCUCUGAUAAUUGAUUUUAAAGCAUAUAAUGCUUUCAGCAAUACAUUCACAAAUAAUGAUAUGUUAAAGCUAUUUUUGAAAGCAUAUCACAGUAUGUAGACAUUGUCAAAGCAUGGCAUACUCUUAAGUAUAGUUUCAUGGAUUAUAGUCGUAUGUACUUU